AUGCGCGCUCCCAGAUGUCUCCUGUUGCUAUCCGUGCUGCUGUAUGCCGCCCUCGCGGCCGGCGCAGCCCGAGCCGAUGCAACACCGCUCACCGAGGCCGACGACGAGCCGCCGCCCCGCCCCCAGCCGCUCGUCUUCCUGCACAUCCCCAAGACCGGCGGCACAUCCCUCGCGCUGACGCUGCAGCGGUUCCUGGGCGAGCUCAACUGCACGCGCGACGCGCUCGGCGACGACGACCCGCAGCCGGGCAAUGAGACCUGCGUCUGGGCGCACGCCUUCCCCGGCAAAGACCAUGACGAGCGCUUAUUCCUGGCGCGCGCGGCAGUCGGCGCCGCGGGGCGCAAUGUCAAGCUCGACUACCUCAUGGGCCACCUCCACUUCGGGUCCUGCAUCCUGCUAAACGCCACGCUGCCGAAGCGCGCGCCCUGCGUGUACACUACCGUGCUGCGCGACCCGCUGGCACGCAUCGUCAGCCACUACCGCUGGCUGAUGCGCGCGGCGCCGCACGUGCUGCUCCGCCGCUGCCCUGAAUGCACCACCAUCGACGCGUUCGCGGCGGCGAUCAACAACGGGACGAUGAUCACGCGGCUCUACCUCGAGAACACGCAGACGCGCGUGCUGUCUGGGGAUGGUUUCUGGGCGUCGAUCACCAACAACCGCCUGCGGGACGUCGCGCUACACGCCGACAGCGAGAUGCUCGAGCGCGCCAAGGCGAACCUGGCGUCCGCCGCCGUCCCGUUUUUCGGGCUCACGGAGGACAUGCCGGCCUACGUCCGGCGGCUGCGCGCCUUCCUCGGCUUGCCGCCCGCGGCCGGGGCCGAGGCCGCGGCGCGGAUGGUGGUCGCGAACGCGGCGCCGGACGCGCUGAGCGCGGAGGCGCUGUCCCCCAGGACGCGCGAGCUGCUGCUGGAGAGCCAGGCGCAGGACGUGCAUCUCUAUGAGUUUGCAAAGCGCCUGCUCGCGGCGCGCGGGGGCGCUGCGUAG
This is a messenger RNA of Monoraphidium neglectum, 984 nucleotides long. RefSeq lists its product as hypothetical. The coding region runs from base 1 to 984 and encodes 327 amino acids. The record is from RefSeq and is a predicted model, not a curated record. Gene Ontology annotation, cellular component: membrane. The transcript has a single exon. NCBI's taxonomy places the organism in Eukaryota, Viridiplantae, Chlorophyta, Chlorophyceae, Sphaeropleales, Selenastraceae. Gene Ontology annotation, molecular function: heparan sulfate 6-sulfotransferase activity.